This is a messenger RNA of Bacidia gigantensis, 924 nucleotides long. RefSeq lists its product as uncharacterized. The transcript is spliced from 2 exons. The record is from RefSeq and is a predicted model, not a curated record. Bases 1 to 924 code for a protein of 307 amino acids. NCBI's taxonomy places the organism in Eukaryota, Fungi, Ascomycota, Lecanoromycetes, Lecanorales, Ramalinaceae.
AUGUCGAAAACGAAAUUAUUAUACUGUCCGUUCUGCAAUUUUGUGGAAAGCGAUCCUAAUUUCCUUCAACAACAUGUGAAUCUGAUACAUCCAGAGGACGAUGAUGCGCCGUAUCUCGUCCAUGACCCGCCGGCACCGAGGUGCCAGUCUUUGUCCAGGGCAACAACAGCAUUGGAAGGCGCUUCCGACUGGGUUGCUUGUGACUGUGGAGAAGUCGUACUCUUGAUCGAGUACAACGCGCAUUUAGACUUACACGAAGAGGAGAAUGCAUAUUUUGAUGGUAUAUCUACCAGAGCAGAAUUAGCUAAUGACACGAUGGCCGACUCUCAUACAAUGUCAUCACCCAGAGGUGCCUCCUUUCGAUCUUCUUUUCCGUUGUCAAAGCCUCUUCAUAACCCUACCAACCAAUAUAGCUCAUCUCAGUAUCCAGAAAUUGUGAAAUAUGGUGAACCCUCAUUUCUUGGACGUCAGAAAUCGUGCAAUCCCCCCAAAGCGGGUCAAUCGUCGAUCAUGGGACCUUUGAAAACGUCAACAGCGAAUAUAGCUCGGCUAGGUGCCGCGGAACUUGGUCCAUACUACAACGAAGUCCAAAUGCCCCCCCGCCUCCGGCAAUUGUUAGAGAAGGGAGCUAAAAUGACCAUCACCAACCAGAUCACUCGUGAUGGGCGGCUGCUUCGUAUUGAGAAUGUAGCAAACGAAAUGCGGGGCAUCGUACCAGUCCUGGCCAAACUGUGUGCUCAGGAUGCACUUGUAACGAGAGCCUAUCUUUGUCAUCCAGAUGUAACCAACAUCUUCAAGAUGUCAAAAGAGGGCGGUUUCUGUGGGUUUGUAGCAUUUCCCCUAGGAUUGAUCCCCCUAGCUUAUGGUGAAAAGCUAUCGAAACAUUCAAAUGAUGAUGUCUUACAUCCAGAAGACACAGUCUGA